Molecule: messenger RNA, 1627 nt
Organism: Pseudomassariella vexata
Lineage: Eukaryota; Fungi; Ascomycota; Sordariomycetes; Amphisphaeriales; Pseudomassariaceae
Product: Metallo-dependent phosphatase-like protein
Exons: 6
Coding region: 86-1519 (477 amino acids)
Cellular component (GO): cytosol; nucleus
Molecular function (GO): protein binding; protein serine/threonine phosphatase activity
Source: RefSeq, a predicted model, not a curated record
UUAGUGAAACUUAAGACCAGUUUUAGUCGUCAGCGAUUCCCUCCAACCGCGUCCUGCUGCAUCUUCUCCCACUACCCCUCCAAACAUGGCUUCCGCCGUCGAGCAGGCCACUGCCUUCAAGAACGAUGGCAACAAGGCAUUUGCAGCGCACGACUGGCCGAAAGCUAUUGAGCUCUACACCAAGGCGAUCGAACUGAACGACAAGGAGCCCACAUACUACACCAACAGAGCUCAGGCCAAUAUCAAAUCUGAAGCAUAUGGCUAUGCUAUUGCCGAUGCGACCAAGGCGAUCGAACUGAACCCAAAGCUCGUGAAGGCGUACUACCGGCGUGCCUUGGCCUACGCUGCCAUCCUGAAGCCCAAGGACGCUGUACAAGAUUUCAAGGAGUGCGUUAAGCUCGACCCUAACAGCAAAGAUGCGAAGCUCAAGCUCGCCGAGUGCCAGAAGAUUGUGCGUCAGCAAAAUUUCUUCGCUGCCAUCGAGAUUGGGGAUGAGCCGUCCGCAGCCGAGGGACUGGACAUCGAGUCCAUCGCUAUCGAAGAAAACUACGACGGUGUCGCGCUGAAGGACGGGAUGACGCAAGAAUUCAUUGAUGACAUGAUUGAGCGUUUCAAGAACGGCAAGAAGAUUCACAAGAAAUAUGUUUACCAAAUCGUCAUCGCCGUCAAGAAGAUUGUCUACGAAGAGGCAACCAUGGUCGAGAUGAAGAUACCCGAUGACGUUAAGCUGACGGUCUGUGGAGAUACACACGGCCAGUAUUUUGACUUGCUGGAACUCUUCAGAUUAAAUGGCCGUCCCACAGAGAAGCACUGGUAUCUGUUCAAUGGAGACUUUGUGGAUCGAGGCUCAUGGUCGUCUGAGAUUGCCCUGCUAUUAUAUGCCUACAAGUGGCUUCGGCCUCAUGGCUUGUACCUCAACCGAGGCAACCAUGAGACGGAUGACAUGAACAAGGUUUAUGGAUUCGAGGGAGAAUGCAAGGCCAAGUACAAUGAACGUGUCUUCAAGCUCUUCUCUGAGAGUUUCUCGGCGUUGCCUCUAGCUACACUUAUCGGGGAGAAGUAUCUGGUCCUGCACGGAGGUUUGUUCUCAGAUGACAACGUGACGCUUGACGACAUCCGAAAGUUGAACCGCCACAACCAAAGACAACCGGGCCAAGCCGGACUGAUGAUGGAGAUGCUCUGGACAGACCCUCAAACAGCACCGGGCCGAGGUCCAAGCAAGAGGGGUGUUGGUAUGCAGUUUGGACCGGACGUGACAAAACGCUUCUGCGAUAAGAAUGGACUGGAAGCUAUCAUCCGAAGUCACGAGGUUCGCAUGGAUGGUUACGAGGAAGAGCACGAUGGAAAGUGCAUUACAGUCUUCUCGGCACCGAAGUACUGUGACCAAACGGAGAACCGAGGCGCAUACAUCAAUAUCGGCCCUGAUUACAAGUUGGCGUUCCAUCAGUUCGACGCUGUGCCCCAUCCGGAUAUCAAGCCAAUGGCGUACGCCAAUAGUUCCCUAACGUCAAUGAUGUAGAAGUAGGUCCGAUUUCGAUCUCGGGAGGCUACAUUGACAUGGGAUGAUCACAUAGCAUUUCUGCAUAUAUGACGCUGCAUCAUGAGAAGCAAUGGCGUUCUGGGGAUA